Phymastichus coffea is the source of this 2589-nucleotide messenger RNA. RefSeq names its product phosphorylase b kinase gamma catalytic chain, skeletal muscle/heart isoform-like (gene PhKgamma). The coding region runs from base 268 to 1539 and encodes 423 amino acids. Gene Ontology annotation, molecular function: phosphorylase kinase activity; calmodulin binding; ATP binding. The record is from RefSeq and is a predicted model, not a curated record. Gene Ontology annotation, cellular component: phosphorylase kinase complex. The transcript has 9 exons. Lineage: Eukaryota; Metazoa; Arthropoda; Insecta; Hymenoptera; Eulophidae. Gene Ontology annotation, biological process: protein phosphorylation; glycogen biosynthetic process.
UGGUGCGCGAGCUAUGUGACAGGUGCAACGCGGAGUGCCAGCGAGCUCGCGAGUUUUCCUAUACAAGACUCUAUUUCUCUCUUUUUCCCCCCUCUCACUCUAUCUCUCUCUCUCUCUCUUCUUUAUUCUUCUUGAAACAAACAGUAAAUUUGCCAAAGAUAGAGAAGAUGAUCGCUGACCUCCGUGACCUUCGCUAAAAAAGUCCUGCGACUGACUUUUUAUCUUUGCGUGUGUUGUUUUGUGAAAGCGAGAGAUUAAUUCACGAGGAUGACGAAGAAGGAGGUAGUUAAAGAUGAAACCGACGAUCUUCUACCCGACAAAGAUGCUGCCAAGGGUUUCUAUGCCAAAUACGAGCCUAAAGAAAUCCUCGGCAGAGGUAUUUCAUCCACAGUUCGAAGGUGUAUAGAAAAAGAAACAGGCAUAGAAUAUGCAGCAAAAAUCAUAGAUAUAAGUUGUGAGCCCCAUGAUGGCAUUGAUUCUCAUACAAUGAAAGAUGCUACUAUGCAAGAGGUGCAAAUUCUUCGUAGGGUUGCUGGUCAUCCUUACAUAAUUGAAUUACAUGAUGUUUUUGAAUCAAGCACAUUCAUCUUUCUUAUAUUUGAACUGUGUAAAAAUGGAGAACUCUUCGAUUAUUUGACAUCCGUUGUUACACUAUCUGAAAAGAAAACACGUUACAUUAUGAGACAAGUUUUUGAAGGAGUACAGCACGUACAUAAUCAAGGAAUUGUACAUAGAGAUUUAAAACCAGAAAAUAUUUUACUAGAUGACAAUCUUAAUGUAAAAAUCACAGAUUUUGGUUUUGCUAGAAUGUUGAAAGAAGGGGAAAGACUUUAUGAUCUUUGUGGUACUCCUGGUUACUUAGCACCUGAAGUUUUGAAAUGUAACAUGUUUGAAAAAUCAGAUGGUUAUAGUUUUGAAGUUGAUAUAUGGGCUUGUGGUGUAAUCAUGUUUACUUUGUUAGUUGGGUGUCCACCUUUUUGGCAUAGAAAACAAAUGGUUAUGCUUAGGAACAUUAUGGAAGGAAAAUAUUCAUUCACUUCACCUGAAUGGGCUGACAUUACUGAUGCACCAAAAGAUUUAAUCAGUAAAUUGUUGGUUAUUGAACCUACAAAAAGGAUUAGUAUCAAAGAAGCCUUAGACCAUUCAUUCUUUCACACAGUACUGUGGGAUCAGGAUAUCGCUCCCUUAAAACGCUCACUGUCCUCUAAUUCACGACGACUCAGUCGGAUAUCUCAAUUAGCUUUGGAAUUGAAAGCCAAAUCAUUCAAUGCAAGGAAGAAAUUCAUGCUUGGCAUUCUUUGUGUUCGAGCAGUCAUAAGAAUUAAAAGACUGCAUAGUACCCCAGAGCCGCUGUCUAUACAUGUGGCUUGUUCAGAUCCGUAUAGACUCAAGGUCCUUAGAAAAGUCAUUGAUGGAUGUGCCUUCCGCGUUUAUGGUCACUGGGUCAAAAAGGGAGAAGGCCAGAACAGAGCCGCUCUCUUCGAAAAUAUGCCUAAAACGGAAUUGAAACAUCUUUAUGUCAGUAACUUAAGCAGAUAGCCAAACUUAAUACGAGCGUGCUUUUUUAUAAAUUUUUUAAACGCUCCUAGAAACGAAUAUUUAGUUGAUACUCGAGAAAAAACUCACUAACAGAUUCAUACUUUUACGAAAAAGUCCUGCAACUAUAAACUCUUUCUUUUUAUUAAAACUAAAUUAAUUAUUUUUUUAUUUUAAAUUAUUUGGAAAUAUUUCUGUUUGAAUAAUUCCCAAUAAAAAUUGUUCUUUAUGUUUUUUGAGGUGAAGCUUUUAGUAGAAAUUUAAUAUAAAUCACAAUUGAUCUAUAAAUAUAAUUCAAAGUAAUCGAAACACCAUUUAAAGAAACGUAGCGUUUUUUUGAAACCAAUGAUUCGUUAAUAUGGUUUAUCUGUUGCGUAAAUUAAAAUUACGAUUAAUUAUAAAAAAAUAUAUUACUUGCAGACAAUAUUUUUUUAUGGGUUUAAUUAAUAAUGGUUCUGUUAAAACGUACAAAUUUUUAAAUAGCGUAAUUAAAUUAAAAAAAAUAUAUAAUAUGUUUAUUGCUUCUAUUGCUAUCUAAUGUUAAAAAUGAUGCCUUCACGCUAGAUUACGAUAAUAAUUAGAAUACUGUUUUGUGAGUUUUUUAUGUAGUCAACUGAGAAACAAUUUCGUUAACAAGGUCGUAGUAGCAAAUUUGAAAUAUUUCGCUAUUUAUUAUUUAGUGUAGAGUUGUAAUACUUAAAGUUUGUGUGAUUCAUGUAAGGAAUAGUACACUUCAAAUUAUUGUGAGAGUAUUCUUGUUGCACACUUACUGAUACCAUUGAGUAGUAUGUUUGAAAAACAUUUAUUAGAAAAAUUAAAAGCUACUACAUUGCGCCCUUCACGGCGAUAUAAUUUUGAAAGAAUCAUAAUUUUUAGAAAGCAAAAUAGCGCAAAAUGUUGAAAAUAUUUUUCGAAUAGUAUCUUUGUAAAGUUUUAUAAAGUCACAACAGAGAAAGCGUGAUUUUUAUUAGUAAAAUUUUUAUAUAAAAAAUUGUUACAAAUCUUGUUAAUACGCAAACUGUAAAUUUGUAAAAUAAAAUACUUGAAAUUUAU